Messenger RNA from Rotaria sp. Silwood2, 486 nucleotides. Lineage: Eukaryota; Metazoa; Rotifera; Eurotatoria; Philodinida; Philodinidae. The record is from the annotation of a GenBank genome assembly.
AUGCGAUUUGUUGAAGACGCACUUCGAAAAUAUGAACACAAUGUCGGUGUUCUUUUUAUUAUAACAAUCGAUCCGAGUAGAGUAUCGACUUCGAAAACUCCAUUCGCCAUUAUCGAUGAUUACAGUGCUUUUCCACAAGAACAAGAAAUUCUCUUUUCAAUGCAUACUGUUUUCCGUGUCGGUGAAAUCAAACGGACCGUCAACAAUAGUCGUCUGUGGGAAGUUGAAUUAACUCUCACAGACGACAAUGAUCCACAACUGGCUGCUCUCACACGCUGCAUUGAAGGAGAGCUCUAUGGAUCCACUGGGUGGCACCGAUUAGGUCAUUUGAUGCUCAAAUUGAGUCACUUCAAUCAAGCUGAAGAACUCUACAAUGAAUUACUUAAGAACUCCUCCAGCGAUAGUGAUAAAGCAGAUAUCUAUCAUAUGCUUGGAUGGUUGAAAACUGACCAAGGACAAUACAAAGAAGCAGCUUCAUUUUACUAA